GAAUUGUGAUGAGAGGCGGCAGAUGGAUGUCGGAAAUGGAAGAGAGUUUGAUAAGGUUGAGAGUGAUAGUUUUGAGUGCGGUGCAAAGAACGAUGAUCUGGGAUCGCUUUUGUGCGGUGAGAAGAGGGAAUUUUAUGAAAAUGUGAGAGGAAAGAUUUCUGAAGAUAAGUGGAAUGCAAAAACAGAUACUGAAACAGAAUGUCAGAAGGUUGAUAACAUGGGUUUUGCUUUUGAUUCUAAUAGCAGUGAUUUGGGUAUGCAUUUGAAUUUGGAUUCAAAUCCAGAAAUGCAAGAGUAUGAUGGAAAUGUGGAGAAACCGAGCAUGGAUAAUAGGGGGGGAAUGAAAUUAGAGAGUGAAGUAGAGUACAAUGUGGGCUCUGCUCCUUUCGUGUUUUGUUCUAGUUUGAUUUCGAAUUUAAAUUCAAAUAUGGAAAAGCAAAAACCUAGUGGAAAUCUGGACAAGUUGGCUUCUGAUGUUGGCAGAAAGCUGAAUGUAGAGAGUGAAACAGACUUAGAGAAGGUGGAAGCUGAUCCUUUUGAAUUUCAUGCUGAGAAGAGUUGCAUCUUAAAUAAGGAUCAAGAGAAUGCCUUUUUUGUAUUUAGAAGCAGCAGUUAUACUGAAUGCAUGGAACCCAAGUGUCAAGAUACAAUGAAACUGAGUAGUGAAAAUUUAGGAGGUUUCAAGACAAAUUCGGACAGUAGUCCUUUCUGUCAGUGUUCGGGAGGUCCUUAUGUUGCCUCUGAGAGAACUAAUGAAGAUAAUCAUGAAAAUAGUGGCCCGAACCAUUUCUUAUUUGGAAGUGAUGGUAACACGGAGGGUGCCACAACAGGAAUUUCUAGUUCCAAAAAUUUUAAAUCUGCAGGAAGUGCUGAGAGUGAUGAGGCAGGUCAAUUCACCAAAUGUCAAGUCAAUCAUAAUACACUCCCGAAUAUAGAUGCAGCAGCAGCAACAUGUUCAUUUUCAUCAGUUGGUCUUGGCUUCCAACCCAACGGUUGUGCUUCUGAAGCAGCUUCUGUGGAUGGCGUAAAAAAGAAAGACGACUUGACUUUUACUGGCACUACAGAAGGAUUUGGAGUGUGCUUUGAAGACUUUAAGAGGUCAUUUUGUGAUCCUUCCUGUCUCAGAGAAAAUUUAUUUCCUGAAUUAAAUAAAACUUCAAAAUGUGGUGCGAAGGGUAGGUCCUUUAGGGACAAAAGAUCAAGGAAACAAAGGGGAAAGUCAAAGAAACCUUCCAUGAGUAAGCCAUGGCCCGGACAAGAUCAUGUGCCUAAGGAAAGUGGUUCCCAAGAAAACCCAGAACCUUCUGGAUGCUACUCGCCCAUGGAUUUCUCUCCCUAUGAGGAAACAAGAGUUGCUGAUCCACAUUCAAGGGGACAUUCUGUGACAUCUGCUGACCCCUGUGAAACAGUUCCUGUAGAUCCCAAAGGUGAAGGUUUGGCUGCUACUGCAAGUGGAUUAGGUUAUACAGUUGAUCAGAUAUGUAAAGAGCCCAUUGAGAAGAAUUCGACGUAUCAUGGUGAGGGAGGUUUUUUUUGUGAUGGUUUGUGGAAAGGUUCUGAUUCAGAAACAGCUAGAGCUGGUAUUGGAUUAACUAUAGAGAAACAAGAAAGUGAUUGUAGAUCACCAUUUUUUGCUUCGGGUUCUGAAAAAGAUAAAUGCUUUACGUUUUUGGCAUCAUCUUCUGUGCAAGGUAGUUCAGUGAUGGGUAAGCGCCAACAACGUAGAAAGAAAAACAAGAUAAAAGUUGGUCAUGCAACAUUUGUUAUUACUCCUAGUUCAAAUGUUGAGUUUGGAUCUUCUGGCCUAUUUACCCCUCACUCUAGCAUGCCUUUAUGUACGGAGGUAGUUGGUAAAUCAGAAGCAAAAGAACAAUUUAAGCAAGUGCAUGUCUCUUCUAGUGUUGCUAUUCAUGAAACCUGUGAGAAAUGGCGGAUCAGGGGAAAUGAAGCUUAUAAAAAUGGAGAUCAUUCAAAAGCUGAAGAAUUUUACACACAGGGAAUAAUUUCUAUACCUUCUAAUGAAAGAGCAGGAUUCUCUCUGAAGCCUCUUUUGCUAUGCUAUAGCAACCGUGCUGCAACGAGAAUGUGCCUUGGAAGGAUAAGGGAAGCUUUAGGGGACUGUGUGAUGGCUACUGCACUAGAUCCCAACUUUCUCAAAGCUCAAAUGAGAGCUGCAAAUUGCCAUCUUCUGCUCGGUGAAGUCGAAAAUGCAAAGCAGUACUUCAGUAAGUGUUCCGAAUCAGUAAAUGGUGUCUGUUUGGACCGAAGAAUUGUAAUAAAUUCUGCUGAUGGCCUACAAAAGAUUCAGAAAGUGAUUGAGUAUACAAAUCGUUCUAUCAAGCUGCUGGACCAGAGAAAUACUGAUGCAGCUCUCACCGCAUUAGAGCUAAUUUCUGAGGCCUUGUCAGUUAGCUCAUGCUCAGAGACAUUACUUGAAAUGAAAGCAGAGGCUUUGUGUUUGUUGCGGAGGUAUGAAGAGGCAAUUCGUCUGUGUGAGCAGAGUAUGGUUUUUGCUGAAAGGAAUUUUUCUGGAUGUGAAAUUUAUCAAGUUAAGUUAUGGAGGUGGUUCUUCAUAUCCAAGUCUCACUUUCAUUUGGGAAGGCUUGAGGCAGCCCUUGAUUUACUUGAGAAGCUAGAGAAAGUGGGAUCUACCAAAGAGAUGUAUGCAAGUAAGAAACUGGAAUCAUCCGUGUCAUUGGCUGUCACAAUACGUGAACUAUUACACCACAAGAAUGCAGGCAAUGAAGCAUUUAGAUCAGGAAGCUAUACAGAAGCAGUGGAGCAUUAUACUGUUGCUUUAUCUAGCAAUAUGGGAUCUCGUCCGUUUUCAGCUAUCUGUUUGUGCAACCGCGCUGCAGCACACCAAGCUUUAGGUCAAAUUACUGAUGCUAUUGCAGACUGCAGUCUUGCCAUAGCUCUUGAUGGCAAUUAUGUAAAGGCAGUUUCUAGAAGAGCCACCUUACAUGAGAUGAUACGAGACUAUGGACAAGCGUCUAGUGAUCUCCAAAGACUUGUAUCCAUUCUAGAAAACCAAUCUAAUGACAUGGCCAAAGAGCCUGGCUCACAAGGUAGAUCCAAUGGCAGCGUAAAAGAAUUACGCAAUGCUCGUCGACGUGUGCCUUUGAUGGAAGAAGAAGCUAAAAAAGGAAUCUCCUUGGAUUUUUAUCUUAUUUUGGGAAUUAAACCAUCUGAUGAGAGUUCUGAAAUUAAGAAGGCUUACCGUAAGGCAGCGCUGAAGCAUCAUCCUGACAAGGCUGGCCAGUUCUUAGCAAGGAGUGAGAGUGGAGAUGAAGGGCAACUCUGGAAAGAAAUCUCUGCGGAGGUUCACAAGGAUGCUGACAGGCUCUUUAAAAUGAUUGGAGAGGCAUAUGCAGUACUUUCAGACCCUACGAAGCGGUCACAGUAUGAUCUCGAGGAGGAGAUGAGAAAAGUAGAUAUUGAAUGCAAGGAAAGCAGCAUCCAUAGAAAAGCUUCAGGUUUUCAGAGUCCUGGCUGCAGCAGUUAUAGAAGACCUGAUUUCCGUAGCUCUCCAUUUGAGAGAAGCUCUGGUGGUCGAAACUAUGGCAGGGAGAGUUGGAGGACAUAUGGAAAUUCGUAUCCUCGAUGGUAGAAGGCAACUCGUUGAUUUGAGAAUGUUAUACAAGUUCAGAGUGCGUGUUUCGAGUGGCCCUAGUUUCAUAGAGGAUCAAUGGAAAUGUGCUGGCUGCGAGUGCUCGGGUAAUGACUUUCAUAAGAGUGGAUCCAACUGAAAUAGCCGCAGUCUUCGAACUGAAAGCCAGCUACAAAUGGAUAGCGCGAUGUUGAGCCAGGUACACAGCAACAAUGUCUAUGUAUUUACUACCUUCCAAAUACAAAAACGCAACACCUUGACCCUGCCCCGACGAUACUCAGCGAGUGCUGGCGAUAACGGAAGAAGAGCUGGAAUUCUUCGGUUUCCAUCCCACUUUGGUGGGAAGCAAAUAACAGUGAGCAUAAGUAAUUGUAACAUUUGUAUUUGUUCGUAGCAAUUUUACAAAUGAUUAGCCCAAUAUUAUAAAUGCUUGUUGAAAGGUGUUAUAAAACAAUGCUGUAGCUUUGUCCUUCUAAGUCA
Molecule: messenger RNA, 4090 nt
Organism: Pyrus x bretschneideri (Chinese white pear)
Lineage: Eukaryota; Viridiplantae; Streptophyta; Magnoliopsida; Rosales; Rosaceae
Exons: 11
Coding region: 23-3610 (1195 amino acids)
Molecular function (GO): protein binding
Source: RefSeq, a predicted model, not a curated record